AUGUUGGCGAGAAUGGUGAGGGAGCAUGACUCCUCUCAACAAGUAAGAAGAGAAAUGCAAGAAAAAAGGAAAAAUGAAGCCAUCGUAGCUGCGCAAAGUUUAACAGGAGCUGUCGUCGAUCAUCUCAACCAUUCUGUUUCUCAAGCUUAUAACAAUCAGAAACGACUGGAUGUGGAAGUGAAAAAGUUGGAGAAAAAUGCUGUAGAACUUGCGCGACAAACAGAACAGUGGAUACAGAUUACUGAUUCACUCAAUCAAGCUUUAAAAGAAAUUGGAGACGUUGAAAACUGGGCAAAGACAAUUGAAACCGAUAUGAAAAUUAUAUCGAGCACAUUACAAGCAGUUUUCGAGAUUAGCGCAGUCUAA
This is a messenger RNA of Brugia malayi, 366 nucleotides long. RefSeq lists its product as uncharacterized. Gene Ontology annotation, cellular component: BLOC-1 complex. The transcript has 5 exons. Bases 1 to 366 code for a protein of 121 amino acids. Lineage: Eukaryota; Metazoa; Nematoda; Chromadorea; Rhabditida; Onchocercidae. The record is from RefSeq and is a predicted model, not a curated record. Gene Ontology annotation, biological process: endosomal transport.